CUCGCUGGAGGUUAUAUGGCGCCUCCAGCUGGUGGCGGCGCCAUGGAGGGCUGGCUGUGCGCCCUGACCCUGCUCUCGCUGACCUGGCACGCGGCCGGUCACGUGGCGCUCACGUUCCCGCCAGCGCGCAAGUUUGACCUGGACUUCCUCGAUACGUUUCGCACGAAGCCGCCAUGCGGCAUGCCCAAAGGAGAGAUCAAGACCUCGGUCCGAGCCGGCUCCUCGUUCAACGUAUCCUGGCAUCUGGGGUACCCCCACCAGGGCGGCUACAAGCUGGAGCUGCUCGACGCCAACGAGAAGGUCAAGAUGACGCUCACCACCGACGCCGACGAGAAGGGCUACAACGCCCUGGACACCACCGCCCAGACCCAGAGGGUGACCAUGCCGGAGGGGGUUGAGUGCCUCGACUGCUCCAUCCGCCUGAUGCGCCAGGCCAGGGAGUUCGGCGACAAGUACCAGUUCUGGAGCUGCGCCGACGUCGACAUCAUUGGGAACGACUAUCGGGAGGACUGCAACGGCCAUGGGCGCGCCUCGUUCGGCCGGUGCCGCUGCGACCGCCGCUCCUAUGGCGAACGCUGCCAAUUCUCGAAUGAAUGUGAGCAAGACUCACAUUGCGGGACGUACGGCAAAUGCAUAGACCUCGCUGCUACCACCUACCCGAAGAAGCAGUGCUUCUGCAGGCUGGGCUUCUUUGGAAAGGAUUGCGCUCAGAGGAACCCGGCGGGCAUGCGCAAGAAGAUCACCAACUUCGGCCUGUACCAGAAGCGGGAGAUGUCACCCGAGUACACGUUGUACUGGCGCGUGCUGCCCGAAGUCUCAGAGAUCGAGAUGGUGAUGCAGGUGCGCGGCGUCAGCUACGCCGCCGUCGGCUGGCGGCCCGGCAGCCUGGACGCCUCGUGCAAGCGGUUCCCGGCCAUCGAGGAGACGGGGACGGCGUCGGCGCGCAACAGCGGCUCCUACGGGCAGUCCGCGGCUGAGCCCAGCAGCGAGCCCGAGCCCAGCAGUGAGCCCGAGCCCGAACCUGAGCCCGGCAGCGAGCCUGAGCCCGAGCCGAGCGGCGAGAAGCGUCAGACCCAUGGUGAACCAAACCCGACGAGCGAGCCCGAGCCCAGCAGCGAACCUGAGCCCAGCAGCGAGCCAGAGCCCAACAGCGAGCCUGAGCCCAGCAGCGAGCCCGAGCCCAGCAGCGAGCCUGAGCCCACCAGCGAACCAGAGCCCAACAGCGAGCCUGAGCCCAGCAGCGAACCCGAGCCAAGCAGUGAACCCGAGCCAAGCAGUGAACCCGAGCCAAAUAGCGAGCCCGAGCCAAACAGCGAGCCUGAACCCAAGAGUGAACCCGAACCGUCCAAAUCAGACAGAAAACCCAAGCAGGUCAACCUCCCUCGCGUGGGCUAUUACCCAGGCGGUGACUUCCACGCCAUGGACUGCACGGACAUCGUGCUGGGGCGCGCGCGGGGCAACUUUGGCCGCGUCGACGACUACUACACGCGCGACCGCUCCACGCCGCGGCGCGACGAGUUCUGGGGCGGCAGCGGCAGCCUCACCGGCAGCAUGGCCUACGAGGAGGACGGCAUCACCACCGUCGCGUUCCGCCGCAAGCUGGACGCGUCCGAGCCGACCGACCACGCCAUCGAGAAGGACCUGAUGCACGUCAUCUGGGCUCGCGGCCAGCAGUCGGGCGACUACAUGCACCGGCCCAAGUCGGGCCUGGAGGCGGGCAGCUCGUCCGUGCCCAACUUCUACCGGCCGGACGAGGUCAAGUACCACGGCAGCGGGCAGCAGCGCGGCGUGGCGUCCAUCGACUUCCUGGAGGGCGGCAGCACGCAGGAACUGUCGCCGCGUGCCUACGAUUUCUGCGGCGCCGAGUGGCGCUGGCCGCCGAGCUGCAGCAUGGACACGGCCGACUGCGAGUACGCCGUGCGCUGGGAGCUGCUGGAGGCGAGCGACGAGGUGCGCUUCACCGUGCAGAGCGACUCGGACGAGCACUGGACGGGGGUCGGCUUCUCGCGCACGCCCAACAUGCCGUCCAGCGACGUGGUGCUGGGCUUCGUGGCCGGCUCCGGCCGGCCGCUCGUGCUCGCCGGUUGGCUCUCGGGCCACCUGCCGCCCAUCACCGACUCGCGCCAGGACAUCUUCAACAAGACGGGCUCGCUGCGUGACGGACGCCAGGAGUUCUCGUUCAUCCGGCCGCGCCGGACCACUGACGCCAAGGACGUGUCCUUCACGGACGACCAGUGCCUCUACAUGCUCUUCCCGAUCAAGGGCGGCAACUUCUUGCGCUCUUCGAAGCGAUUCGCGAAACACAAGCAGACGCCGAUCGUUUCCUCCGAGAAGAUCUGCAUCAAGUCGUGUGCCAGCCUCGAGCCGCUGCUGGACAAGGACGGCAAGCCACUGCCGCCGCCGCCGCCGCCCAACGUUGAGUACGACGUGGAGCUGAAGCUGCGCGGCCUCGGCGACACGUACAUGCUGCCGACGCCCGAGUCCGAGGAGUUCGAGGUGCUGAGCGAGCGGAUCCGGCGUGACGUCAUGUCCCUGCUGGAGACGGUGCCCGGCCUGAAGAGAAUCCGCGUCACGCAGUUCCAGGACGAUUCCGGGAACGUGGUGGCACACAUGAGCGUCCAGGUGGACCGUAAGCGGAUGGCUAAGGAGCUGAAGCGCGUGGAGGGCGGCGAGGAGAAGCCG
Pollicipes pollicipes is the source of this 2682-nucleotide messenger RNA. RefSeq names its product DOMON-like domain-containing protein nahoda. The transcript has 14 exons. NCBI's taxonomy places the organism in Eukaryota, Metazoa, Arthropoda, Thecostraca, Pollicipedomorpha, Pollicipedidae. The annotation marks the transcript as partial. The record is from RefSeq and is a predicted model, not a curated record.